GCGUGACGUACCGGCGUGGUGACGUCACGGCGCUGCGAUGGCGCCCCGGCGCCCCCCGGAGCUGUACCGGGCGCCGUUCCCGCUCUACACCGUCCGCCUCCACCCGCGCCGGGCGCUCGCCAUCACCGCCGGCGGCGGCGGCGCCGCCAAGACCGGCAUCCGCAAUGGCGUGCACUUCCUGCAGCUGGAGCAGAUCGGGGGGCAGCUCAGCGCCUCGCUGCUGCACUGCCACGACACCGAGACCCGCGCCACCAUGACCAUGGCGCUGGCCGGGGACGUGAUCGCCGCCGGGCAGGACAACAGCUGCCACAUCCUGCGCUUCACCCUGCAGGAGCCCGAGGGCCCGGGCACCGCCGGGCGCGACGGCGGGGGGGACAAGGGCGUGCGGCGGCGGCGCGGCCCCGGCGGGGGGGCCCCGGGGGACACGCAGGGCCGGCCCCGCGAGGUGAGGGUGGAGAGCCUGCACCGCGUGCGCACCGACACCAGCGCCGACGCCCUGCAGAAGGCCGUGCGCUUCAGCAGCGACGGCGCCCUGCUGGCCACCGGCGGGGCCGACGGCUUCCUGCGCCUCUGGGAGUUCCCCAGCAUGAAGAAGAUGCUGGAGUUCAAGGCCCACGAUGGGGAGAUCGAGGACAUUGCACUCGGCCCUGACAACAAGGUGGUGACGGCAGGGAGGGACUUCCAGUGCUGCGUGUGGCAGCAGGACCAGCUGGUGACGGGGCUGCGCUGGCACGAGAACCUGCCCGGCAUCCCCGACAAGGCCUAUCGCUACCAGGCCUGCCGGUUCGGGGCGGUGGAGGACAGUGCUGGGGCGCUGCGGCUCUACACGGUGCAGGUGCCCCACAAGCGGGAGCGCCGCCCCCCGCCCUGCUACCUGACCAAGUGGGACGGGAAGAACUUCCUGCCGCUGCUGACACGGCCCUGCGGCUCCGAGGUCAUCUCCUGCCUCUCCAUCAGUGAUUCGGGCACUUUCCUGGGGCUGGGCACGGUGACGGGCUCCGUGGCCAUCCACAUCGCCUUCUCGCUGCAGAGGCUGUACUACGUGAAGGAGGCCCACGGCAUCGUGGUGACCGACGUGGCCUUUGUCCCCGAGAGCCAGCCCGGGCGGGAGCUGCUGGGGGGCCACGAGGCCGCCCUGCUCAGCGUGGCCGUGGACAGUCGCUGCAAGCUGCACCUGCUGCCCACCCGGCGUACGUCCUGGGGCUGCGUGCUGCUGCUGCUGGGGCCGGUGGUACGGGCCGCCCCCAGGGCGGGGGGGCACAGGCCUGAGCCCCCCCUGGCCACGAUCCUGGAAGCGAAUCCCGACCCGCUGAGCCCGGAGUCACCGCUGCUGCCGCUGCUGCGGGGCGCGGUGCGGAGCCUGGGGCUGCCGGAGCAGGAUGUGGAGGCCAUGCCACGGGAGCAGGCCCUGCUCUACCUCGCCGUGCUCCAUGACCAUGACCGGAGUGGGCACCUGGAUGGGCUGGAGCUGCUGCAGCUGCUGGGCACUGUGCUGGCACAGGCCGGGGGGUGGCCGGACCCCGACACGGUGGCUGCUCUGGUGGACCGAGCCCUGGCGAGGCAGGACCGCAAUGGGGAUGGGCUGCUGGACCCCCACGAGCUGCUGUCACCUGACCGGGGCCGGGGACCCCUGGGGCAGUCCUCCCUGGAGCCACAAGCAGGGUCCGAGACUGUGCCUGAGGAGGGCACAGAGAUGCUCAGGGGGCACCUGGGGGUGAGCAGCCCAGGGCAGGCAGCCCCUGAGGCUGGAGCCACCCAGGCUGGAGCCCCUGAGGUUGGAGGCAUGGAGGGGGACGAAGCCCCCAAGGUGGAAUCCCCCAGUGCUGAGGCUGUGGAGGCAGAAGAAGCCCCCGAGGCUGAAGCCCACAGUAGUGAUGCGUCUGAGGAAGAGGAAGUCCCCGAGGCUGCAGCCCUUGAGGAGGAGGCAGCCCCAGCAUGGAGGGACUCUGGGGAGGGGUAGAUGGUGGGGGGCUGUGGGCAGGGCUGAGUGGGGCAACACCCUGGCUGCUUCCUGACCUGCUCGUGGCACAGAGUGGCAGGGGGGUCCCUGUGCCCCCACCCUGCAUCCAGGCUGGAGGGCUGGGGCACUGUGGUCAUGUGGUCUCCCCUGUAACGCAUCAGAUAGAGAAAUAGAGGCUGCUGGUGGCCUUGGC
Messenger RNA from Pseudopipra pipra, 2153 nucleotides. It is a transcript of the gene PREB, whose product is annotated as prolactin regulatory element binding. NCBI's taxonomy places the organism in Eukaryota, Metazoa, Chordata, Aves, Passeriformes, Pipridae. The record is from RefSeq and is a predicted model, not a curated record. Bases 38 to 1960 code for a protein of 640 amino acids. Gene Ontology annotation, biological process: protein secretion. Gene Ontology annotation, molecular function: guanyl-nucleotide exchange factor activity; protein binding; GTPase activator activity. The transcript is spliced from 13 exons. Gene Ontology annotation, cellular component: endoplasmic reticulum membrane.